This is a messenger RNA of Pyrus x bretschneideri (Chinese white pear), 3562 nucleotides long. Its product is annotated as dynamin-2A. The transcript has 22 exons. Bases 356 to 3139 code for a protein of 927 amino acids. Gene Ontology annotation, molecular function: GTPase activity; GTP binding; microtubule binding. The record is from RefSeq and is a predicted model, not a curated record. Gene Ontology annotation, cellular component: cytoplasm; membrane; microtubule. NCBI's taxonomy places the organism in Eukaryota, Viridiplantae, Streptophyta, Magnoliopsida, Rosales, Rosaceae.
AAGAGGAGAGAGAGAGAGAGAGAGAGAGAGAAUGGCGAGAAGAGUAUGAGAUUUCAAAACGCAAGAGAGAGAAAGUGGGAAGAAAGAAAGAGAUAGAGAGAGAGAGUCUAGAGAGAGAGAGCUUCUCCCACAUUUCCCCUUUCCUUGCAUUCGUUUUCUUGCUUGGCUCGCAGUUCGCUCGAUAUCUCUUAAUCCCUCAAUUUCAGUUUCCUCCAAAGAAACGAGAGAUAGAGCGAGCGAGAAACCCAUCCACACCAAACGAGAUCGUUUUGGUUCCCGAAUUCCCAAUUCCUAGGGUUUCAAUCAGAUCCGUCGGUCUCCCUCUCAGAUCUUUGAUCCUCAACCCUCUGCUGCGAUGGAGGCGAUCGAGGAAUUGUUGCAGCUAUCAGACUCGAUGCGGCAAGGCACCGCUAUCCUUGCCGACGAAGAUGUGGACGAGAACACAACCUCCUCUCGCAGGGCUUCCAGUUUCCUUAACGUCGUCGCUCUCGGCAAUGUUGGUGCGGGUAAAUCAGCAGUUUUGAACAGUUUGAUUGGACAUCCUGUUUUGCCAACUGGUGAAAAUGGUGCUACUCGAGCUCCCAUUAGCAUUGAUUUGCAGAGGGAUGGUUCCUUGAGCAGCAAAUCUAUUAUAUUGCAGAUUGACAAUAAAUCUCAGCAAGUUUCUGCAAGUGCUUUACGGCAUUCUCUGCAAGGUAGGCUGGGAAACGCCACAGGAAAAACCCGUGAUGAAAUUAAUUUGAAGCUACGAACAAGUACAGCCCCACCGCUCAAAUUGAUUGAUUUACCUGGGCUUGAUCAAAGGAUCAUGGAUGAGUCUAUGAUUAGUGAAUAUGCUGAGCACAAUGAUUCAAUUUUGCUUGUUAUAGUUCCUGCAUCUCAAGCACCUGAAGUUGCUUCAUCUCGAGCCCUCAGAGUCGUCAAGGAGUAUGAUGCAGAUGGUACCAGAACUGUUGGUGUUAUUAGCAAGAUAGACCAAGCUGCUUCAGAUCAGAAAGCACUUUCUGCAGUCCAGGCUCUUCUGUUAAAUCAAGGACCAUCAAGAGCAUCUGAUAUCCCUUGGGUUGCUUUAAUAGGUCAAUCAGUUUCAAUAGCUUCUGCACAGUCUGGAGGUUCUGAAAGUUCUCUAGAAACCGCCUGGAGGGCUGAAAGUGAAAGUCUGAAGUCUAUUUUGACCGGAGCUCCUCAAAGUAAGCUAGGCAGAAUAGCGUUGGUGGAUGCUCUGGCACAGCAGAUUCGUAGCCGUAUGAAAGUUCGACUUCCAAACCUCCUUUCUGGGUUACAAGGGAAGUCUCAAAUAGUUCAGGAUGAGUUAGUAAAGCUUGGUGCAUCUAUGGUGCAGAGUGCUGAGGGUACCAGAUCCCUAGCUUUGGAGCUUUGCCGUGAGUUUGAGGAUAAGUUUCUCCAACACAUUACAACUGGUGAGGGUUCUGGAUGGAAAAUUGUUGCAAGUUUUGAAGGAAAUUUCCCAAAUAGAAUAAAACAACUCCCAUUAGACCGACAUUUUGAUAUCAAUAAUGUGAAGAGGAUUGUGUUGGAAGCAGAUGGUUAUCAACCUUAUCUCAUAUCCCCUGAAAAGGGGUUGAGGUCUUUAAUAAAAGGGGUCUUAGAGCUUGCAAAGGAGCCAUCACGUCUUUGUGUGGAUGAGGUACAUCGUGUCCUGGUGGAUAUAGUUUCUGCUGCUGCUAAUGCUACGCCAGGUCUUGGAAGAUACCCUCCUUUCAAGAGGGAGGUUGUGGCCAUUGCAAGUGCUGCAUUGGAUGCGUUUAAGAAUGAAGCAAAGAAAAUGGUGGUUGCACUUGUAGAUAUGGAGCGUGCUUUUGUGCCUCCCCAACACUUCAUUCGCUUGGUGCAAAGGAGGAUGGAGAGGCAGCGUAGAGAGGAAGAAGUGAAAAAUCGAUCUUCGAAGAAAGGACAAGAGGCAGAGCAAUCAAUAAUGAAUCGGGCAACUAGUCCUCAAACAGGGGGGGAACAAGCUGGUGGAAGCAUGAAAUCAAUGAAGGAUAAGGAUAAAUCUGGUAAAGACAGCAAAGAAUUACAGGAGGCAACUGGUUUGAAGACUGCAGGUCCUGAAGGAGAAAUAACAGCAGGUUUCUUGUAUAAAAAAAGUGCCAAAACUAAUGGAUGGAGCAAGCGAUGGUUUGUUUUGAAUGAAAAGACUGGAAAGCUUGGUUACACCAAAAAGCAAGAGGAGAGACACUUCCGUGGUGUCAUCACUUUGGAGGAGUGUAAUAUUGAAGAGGCUUCAGAUGAGGAUGAACCACCUCCAUCAAAGAGCUCAAAGGACAAAAAGUCAAAUGGACCAGAAAAAUCACCCAGUCUUGUGUUUAAGAUAACUAGCAAAGUUCCAUAUAAAACUGUUCUGAAGGCGCACAGCGCCGUUGUGCUAAAGGCAGAGACUGUGGCAGACAAGCUAGAGUGGAUAAAUAAGAUUGGAAAGGUUAUUCAACCUUCUAAAGGACUAAUGAGGGGUGCUUCAACUGAAGGUGGUCCUACAAUGCGACAAAGUCUUUCUGAUGGUUCUCUUGAUACAAUGACUCGAAGACCUGCUGACCCUGAGGAAGAACUCCGGUGGAUGUCUCAAGAAGUUCGCGGUUAUGUUGAAGCUGUUUUGAAUAGUUUGGCUGCUAAUGUCCCUAAGGCAGUUGUUCUUUGCCAAGUUGAAAAGGCCAAGGAAGACAUGUUAAAUCAGCUAUAUAGCUCUGUCAGUGCUCAAAGCACAGCAAAGAUUGAAGAGCUGCUUCAGGAGGAUCAGAAUGUGAAGCGGAGGAGGGAGCGCUACCAGAAACAGUCAUCACUCCUUUCCAAACUUACACGCCAACUCAGCAUUCAUGACAACCGAGCAGCUGCUGCAUCCAGCUGGUCCAACGGUGGUAGUGGUGCACCAGAAAGCAGCCCAAGAUCUUCAUCCAAUGGUGCAUCAGGUGAUGACUGGAGAUCCGCCUUUGAUGCUGCCGCUAAUGGCCCAGUUGACCGUAGUUCUUCAUUAUCUAGAUCUUCAUCCAAUGGUCACAGCCGACAUUAUAGUGAUCCAGCACAAAAUGGUGAUGUGAACUCUGGUCCAAACUCUGGUAGCCGUCGUACUCCAAAUCGGUUGCCACCUGCACCGCCAGGUUCUUCAGGCAGCAGAUACUUUUAGAUGCGCUACUAGACUGAUAUUAAUUGAUGAUUUAUAUUUUGCUUUGCAUGCAUUAUUGGUGGGUGAGGCGGGGCCGCCCUACUUAAUGAUUUUUCUAGUAGAAUAUCCUUUAGGCGAAGAGAGGGUGUGUACAUAGAAGUUUACAUUCCUGCCAGCUUCUUACAGCUUUCCCGAGUAUUACAAGGAUGGGUUCAAGGCUUACUUGAAAACAUUUAUCAUGUAUUUGUCGAUUCAAUUUUUCUUUCUGCUCGUAGAAUUUGUUUUUUUGUUUUUCGUCCAAUUCAUUUUUGGAUACUAAGCUGUAUUUGCCUGUCAUGAUUUUGAUUUUUGAUAUGUAUGUCCAAGCUUUUGAUGGGUUUGUAACAUUUGGAUCUGGAGGAUGCAUAUAUAUUAUAUUUCGCAACGUCAUAUAUUUGGUCUCAA